Molecule: messenger RNA, 741 nt
Organism: Magallana angulata
Lineage: Eukaryota; Metazoa; Mollusca; Bivalvia; Ostreida; Ostreidae
Product: craniofacial development protein 2-like
Exons: 2
Coding region: 1-741 (246 amino acids)
Source: RefSeq, a predicted model, not a curated record
AUGUUGAUGGGACUUUCCAACGACAUGCGGGAUAUAGACGGCUCGCGCAAGACAGCAGACAUAAACUAUGAACUCCUUCGACAAAGCAUAGAUAUCGCUGCUCUUCAGAAAACAAGGCUGGCAGACUCUGGUACGUUGAAGGAAAAGUACUACACCUUCUUCUGGAAGGGAAAACACUUUGAUGAGCCAAGAGAGCACGGUGUAGGCUUUGCAGUCAAAAACAGCCUACUGAGUACGGUAGAACCAGAUGGCGAAGGAUCAGAACGACUCCUUACCCUUCGCCUAAAUACCACCACAGGUCCAAUCACCCUUGUAAGUGUUUAUGCAAUAACACUGACGUUACCUCCAGAAACAAAAGACCUGUUCUACGAGAAGCUGUCAUCAGUCAUAAGGAACAUCCCUGACAAAGAGCAGCUCAUUCUUUUGGGCGACUUCAACGCCAGAGUCGGCACAGACAAUGACUCGUGGCCGUCAUGCUUGGAUGCAACCAAAAAUAUUCCACUGUUCACGGAAACAGGGCAUUCCUUGCAUCAACGUCAGCAACCCAAGCUUACUCAGAAGUUUGCAGAAACCUUUGAGCAGGAACUGGAGUUCAUACAAAAAGAGACCUCAACCGAGGAAAGGUGGGGGACCUUGAGGGACAUCAUACAUAGCACUGCCCUGGAAGCCUUUGGUAAAAGAACAACAAAGACAACAGACUGGUUCGAGGCAAUGUCCUCUGUGAUGAUUCCUGCGAUAUAA